This is a messenger RNA of Myotis davidii, 1356 nucleotides long. RefSeq names its product spindle apparatus coiled-coil protein 1 (gene SPDL1). The transcript has a single exon. Gene Ontology annotation, molecular function: kinetochore binding. NCBI's taxonomy places the organism in Eukaryota, Metazoa, Chordata, Mammalia, Chiroptera, Vespertilionidae. Gene Ontology annotation, biological process: mitotic metaphase chromosome alignment; establishment of mitotic spindle orientation; protein localization to kinetochore. Gene Ontology annotation, cellular component: outer kinetochore; spindle pole. The record is from RefSeq and is a predicted model, not a curated record. The coding region runs from base 27 to 926 and encodes 299 amino acids.
UUUUUUCCAGUUACAAAUUGUUACAAAUGAAAGGGUCUCAAACUGAAUUUGAGCAGCAGGAACGGUUGUUUGCCAUGUUGGAGCAGAAGAAUGGUGAAAUUAAACAUCUCUUAAGUGAAAUUAGAAAUCUGGAGAAAUUUAUGAGUUUAUAUGAAAGUAUGGAAUCUAAGCCUUCAGACAACUCUGGUACUCUGAAAGAUACUACCUAUUACACGGAUUUACUUCAGAUAAAGCUUGACAACUCAAACAAAGAAAAUGAAAGCACUAAAGGGGAAUUGUCUAUACAACGAAUGAAUGCAUUAUUUGAGAGCCAGCGGGCUCUGGAUAUUGAGCGAAAACUUUUUGCCAAUGAAAGAUGCCUCCAGUUUUCCCAAAGUGAAAAUAUGAAACUGAGAGCUAAAAUAGAUGAGUUAAAACUAAAGUAUGAACCUGAAGAGAAAAUUGAAGUGCCUGUACUCAAAACCAGGCGUGAGGUACUGCCUGUGGAUACAACCACCCCUAACAACGUAUGUUCUAACGGUGCUGUUGGGGAAGAAGUUUCUAGAUCACCAUCUCAGAAAGAGGAGGCACAGUCCUGUACUAGCAACUUAAAAGAUAACAACUUACAGAUAGAAAAGACAGUUGCUGUAAACAUACUAGGAAUUACUCUCUCUCCUCACAAAAACCUGACUGUGAAUAUUCAGCCAACGAAGGAAAAGAAAUAUGUGAAACUUGUAGAAGUUCCAGCCAUGAGUGAAAGAAGUGGGAACUCCCUUGGAAACUCCCCUGACUCUCACAGGUUAGCUACUGAAUCAAAGCUUCAAACAGAAGUUACAGAAGAAAAAGAAACUGCAAGAAAAUUGGAAAAGAAAACUUGUAAGAAAUCACACCCUGUUCUAUACGUGUCCUCUAAAUCAACUCCAGAAACUCAGUGCGCUCAGCAGUAAAGACUGAUCUUUAAGAAGAGUAAAAUAACACUUGCCCAAAAGGUUGCUUUGGAGGUUGUCUUCAAAUUAAGAUUGUCUUCAUCUGAAGUAUACCACCGUGUUGGUUAUUUCUUUCUACUUACUGUGCCAGGACCUGGCAUGUUCAUACUGUUUUGACCAAAUGUUCUAAAUUUGGUUGUGAUUCCAACCAGGAGAUUUCUUUAAGUGAUGGUCCUUUCUGGAGCUCCUGUGUGAAUAAACUAUUAAAUGAAGGAAGGUGUUGUUAUAAAUCUAUUUGUUGCAUUGUAUAUGGAUUUUUAAGUGAUAUUAACACAUACUAUCAGAGCCAUAUAUUAUAUUGUAACUGGAUUUUGUCAGUGUUUAAAGUACCUAUGUUCAUCUUUAUAUUUUUGACUCUAAACUUUCUAAAUAAAAAUUUUUUCCCUUUAAA